AUGGAAGGACUCAUCUUGGCUUUCUUCUCUGCGCUUCUGGUGAACUUGGUUUGUGUGGUUGGAGCGGAGAAUAUCCCUGGGAACCGUGAGGCUUUCUUCCACAGAAUUAGUGGAGGUCACAGGGACCAUGUUCAUCACUCCAACAGGUUCCCACUCUACAUGAUGCAGCUCUACCGGACUCUGCUGGAGGGGGACACCGCCAGGGCGCCGCCAUCUGUCAGCGCCGCCCGGACCAAGAGUGAGAACAACCCCCGCCUUCACGACUCCGACUCGGUACUCAGUCUGGUAGCCAAAAGUUGUCACCAGAGCGGUGGGAGGUGGUCUGUCACCUUUGACAUGUCCUCCAUCUCUGCAAGUGACAAUGUCCAGCGCUUUGAGCUGCGGAUCCGCCUGCCUACCUUCUCUGCCUCUGAGCGUGUCACUGUGGACAUGUACCACUCCCAGAGUGGCCGCUGCUCCAGCCCGCCAUGCCCAGAGAGCCUCUUCCUGGGCUGCCUGAGGGCAGAGCCCAGCUCCCUGACCGCCAUGUCCAACUGGAGGGUGUUCAAUGUCACCGCACUGCUCCGCUACUACUGGCUGCACCAGGGAGGCUCCGCACCUUGCCAUGAAGAGGGAAGGGCAGAGGAGAGAGAGGAGGGUCUGGAGAGGCUCCUGCACCCCACAGCCGACCGGGUCAUGAUGGUGGUCUUCUCCAAGCACCAGACAGAGAAGCGGGCCCCCACCCUCAUCCGCACUGCUGAGCAUUCCAAGUACGUCUCUCUGGACCGGGAGCGAGCUGGAGCAGGCCCUGCUGUCAGCGUAGAGGGUGGAAAGGGGGCCCGCCGCAGGAAGAGGCGCGGGCAGUACCAGAGAGCAGGAGUGGCUGGGGUGGCCCCUGGUGUGGCCCCCACGGAGGAGAGGAAGGGCCCGCUGUGCAGGAAGGUAGACAUGUGGGUGCACUUUGACCAGAUCGGCUGGAGCGAGUGGAUUGUUUACCCCAAGCGCUAUAACGCGUACCGCUGUGAGGGCAGCUGCCCUACCCCAGUGGACGAGACCUUCAGCCCCACCAACCAUGCUUACAUGCAGAGUCUACUGAAGCUUCACCACCCAGAUCGUGUCCCGUGCCCGUCCUGUGUGCCCACCCGCCUGGCCCCUCUGUCCAUGUUGUAUUACGAAAACGGCGAGGUGCUGAUGCAGCACUUUGAGGGCAUGGUGGUGGAGGAGUGUGGCUGCCACUGA
This is a messenger RNA of Coregonus clupeaformis (lake whitefish), 1218 nucleotides long. RefSeq names its product nodal-related 1 (gene ndr1). The record is from RefSeq and is a predicted model, not a curated record. NCBI's taxonomy places the organism in Eukaryota, Metazoa, Chordata, Actinopteri, Salmoniformes, Salmonidae. Gene Ontology annotation, biological process: SMAD protein signal transduction; BMP signaling pathway. Gene Ontology annotation, molecular function: cytokine activity; type I activin receptor binding; growth factor activity. The transcript has 3 exons. Gene Ontology annotation, cellular component: extracellular region. The coding region runs from base 1 to 1218 and encodes 405 amino acids.